AUGUGUUGUAGUGGCGACUAAUUUGGAGAAAUCGCUCUUAUUGGUAAUGUGACUAGAACAGCAACUGUCUUGUGUACUCAGGAUACAUUAAUGAUAACGUUAGCCAAUCCAGACUUUCAAGCCAUUUUAUAAUAAUAUCAUGAUCAGGUUAAAAAUGAAAAGAUUUCUCUACUCAGAAAUUUUGAACUCUUUAGCAAAUUAUCUGAUAAAAGACUUAGAGGUAUUUUGGAAAAUAUUAUUGUUUAAAAACCUUCGAUGUUUAGUGUGAUUUAUAUGGAGAAUUCUAUUCCAGAAUACAUCUAUUUUAUUAAACAAGGAGAAAUCGAAUUACUCAAGGUAUUUCCUAAGAAUAAAACAGUCUCAAUUACUUUACUUUAAAUAGGUUGUGUCUUUGGACAUGAAGAAGUUCAGCAAUCCAUACCUAGAGAAUACAGAGCUAUUUCAAAAUCAUCUCAGUGCGAACUAUAUUUAUUACCAGUUGAAACUAUACAAUAAUUUGACAAGAAAAACUCAUAAUCUGUUGAAAAGAAAUUCCAUCAUGAAAGAUUGGAAAGGUUAUUAAGUGAUAAAAAAUCUUAGAAAACUAGCUCAUAAAUACCUUAAACCUCUAUUGAAUUGUAUAAAACAGUCUUUGAAAAAGACUAUUCAAGUCUUUUCAGUCAUGCUUUACUUUAAAAAAGGUACUAUUUUAUGCUACUUAGAAUCAUAUCACCUAAACAUAGAAAAAUGUUAUCAGAACCAUUUACUCCUUUCUUUGAUAUAGAUAAGAAAUCUUUCUCUUCCAAAAAGCAAUUAACAGAUAGGAAAACUAUUAACACCACUACAACAAGAUAUAAUAAAGAAAACUCCACAAGACAAUUCAGUACAUAAACUACAAUUAAUAUACACAGACACUUAUUCAGUCCUAAAGUCAGUAAAAGACAACUAGACACCAUCAUGCCCUUCAAAAAAAUUUUAUAAUGA
This is a messenger RNA of Paramecium tetraurelia, 963 nucleotides long. RefSeq lists its product as uncharacterized. The transcript has a single exon. The record is from RefSeq and is a predicted model, not a curated record. Lineage: Eukaryota; Ciliophora; Oligohymenophorea; Peniculida; Parameciidae.